AGAAGAGGGCAGACACAAUGGAAAUACAAGAUGAAAUCUAUAGAUACGAAUGGAAAGCCGGCAAUACCUCAAGAAUCUCAGUCACCCCGACCCCAAACUAAACUCUCGGCAGACAUGAGCCCUGCUUUAAUAGCGCAAGCUAAUUGGACAUUCGUAGAAAAAUUGCUCAAGGAUUGUAAGUCCAAGACGAAGAGAAUGUUAGUAGAAAAAAUGGGAUCGGAAGCCGUUGCACUUGGUCACGGGGGCGAGUCUCUGUCUGACGUUGAGGAGAAUACUCUGGUCGCUAGUCUCUGUGAUCUGUUGGAACGAGUAUGGAGCCAUGGAUUACAAAAUAAGCAGGGCAAAAGCGCUCUUUGGUCGCACUUGACUAUGUAUCAGGAAUCGGAAGAAUGUAAUGACGCGACUAAAUCUAUAGAUUCCAACUUUCUUUCUCCUGCUAAGAAAUCUCCGAAUAAGUUUUUCGGAAUAUCGGAUCGUUUGGUUUCAUCUUUGAGAGGCAAAAGUAUUAUUGAAAUUGCUUCUUACAUCAAGGACAAUUUUAAUGAUUUGUCAAAUUUGCAAUUGGAGACGGACGUUUCACCCACAAGAGGCGCGGACAAGCACAAGUCUUCUAGUGAAAGGAAAACCAUCGGUCCUGAACACUUGAGACCUCUCCCGGAUUCUUUAAUCUUCGACAUCCGCAACGUUCAAGCGAUGACUGAUAUUAAAACACACAUUGGAUAUGCCAGAGCGUGGGUGCGGCUAGCGCUUGAAAAGAAAUUGCUGUCGCGUCAUUUGAAGACAUUAUUGUCGGAUAAUGCUUUAUUAAGGACCCAGUACAAACGAUCAGCGUUUUUACGCUGUGAAGAAGAGAAAGAGCAAUUCUUGUAUCAUCUUCUAACGUUGAACGCCGUCGAUUACUUUUGUUUCACAAAUAAUUAUCCAACGACGAAGUUACCGUACCGAGUUGUGAUAUUUCCCAGUCGAAAAGCAAGCGCCGCUACUACUUCGGCUAAUAGUUGGAUUGCUAUUUCUGGCACACUCUGCGAAACUAAUCCCGUACCCAUACCAAAGGGAGCACUUGAAUUUGUAUUUCAUCAUAAAAAUUUAGGCGUAUUGUCUACGUUACGGAUUGGACAUGACAAUACCGGGUUGUCGCCAAAAUGGAUGGUGGAGCACGUUGUAGUGAGAAACGAAGUGACCGGACACACAUUUAAGUUUCCCUGUGGUCGUUGGCUUGGCAGAGGAAUAGAUGACGGGUCUACCGAACGUUUAUUAGUGGGUGCUUUAGUACCUCGAAGCAUUGAUAGCGAGGAGUUGGUGGAGUCAUGUUCCACGCCUCCAAGAUGUAGAUCCCCAAGUAUACCUAGGCGUCCUAUAUUCUCGCAAGUUGAACUGCAACAUAUGCUAGGCGAAGCUGUAAACGCCAUAGUUAAAUAUCACUACAGAAGAGAAUGUCAAGAUGGUUCCUUGACAGCACUAUUAUGCGGAGAAGGAGGUCUCGUACCGUCUUUAGAACAAAUAUUUUUAUUUGGCUUUAAAAAUCAAAGGAUAUUUGGAAGGAACUUUUAUGUAUGGGACUAUCUCUUACGCAUAAAAGAAAAUUUUGAGAUUUCCCUGUUGGAGGAAAUGGACGAAUAUUCUCAAAGGCUCAACCGCGAUAGAAGAGUAUACACAGCAAGCAGUCAAAGAUUUACGAUCUUGAGAUGCUAUUGUCAUCUUAUCGAUCAGAUCAAUAUGUUCAGUCAAACUUUAGGGAAAGAUGGGGAAUUCCAAUUAUUUAUUUGUUUAGCGGCGAGAGAACAACUUCUUCAUCCAAUGUUGCGGCCGAUGAGCGAUGCGCGUUCUACGAUGGAUAUGUAUGAGGAAAAUUCGUUUUUGAGAAAUCCCACAUUACUGACCUUUCUUGUUCAUAUUCUUGAACCGUUGAGCGAAUUCCACAUUGUCCUCGAGAAGAGCUUGACCCAUGGAAUUUCGAGUAUAUGUUAAUAUUUGUCAAAACGUAUCGAUGUACAUUAAUUUGUUGCAAGUUCUUUUUGAUAAAUAUCGCGAAUUACGAAAUAUUUCUAAUUUAAAAAGUGGUACG
Messenger RNA from Trachymyrmex cornetzi, 2065 nucleotides. Its product is annotated as DENN domain-containing protein 5A. The transcript has 9 exons. The record is from RefSeq and is a predicted model, not a curated record. Bases 31 to 1968 code for a protein of 645 amino acids. NCBI's taxonomy places the organism in Eukaryota, Metazoa, Arthropoda, Insecta, Hymenoptera, Formicidae. Gene Ontology annotation, molecular function: guanyl-nucleotide exchange factor activity; small GTPase binding.